UAGAAUUGAGAUGAGGUUGAUAGCGAUGGGAGUUCAUCGGCCGGUGUAUUUUAUUUAUCUCCCCUGGAACACGGCAGUCGGCAUGGCAUACAAGUACAACUAUGCAUGCAUUGCCUGUGCCUCUUCGAUAUGUGAUGAUCGUCGUCAUAUCGUCAUCGUCAUUGUCGAAUAGUAGCACUUGGACCGCGUUGCGCAGAGGUUGUUAUUGAGGCCGUUAGACACACAUUUGUUGUUUUUUUCAAUUUCUGGAUUUUUGUUCGACUAACUAACAACAGUUUUACGCGUGCAUAAUGAGUUGUUUGUUUUUGAUGUGUAUGUGCGUGUGUGUGUUUAAAUUUCGCUAGAUAUAAUAUAUGGCAAGGACAAUUACAAUAACAAGUCAAUAAGAAAAAAAGAAGUGUGUUCAAUCAUUUUAGUAAAUUAGUAAUUAGUAAUUAUCAAUAUCAAUAAAGUCAAGAUUACAUUACUAUGCAUCCCACUCAUUGAAACCGUAAAUAUUUUAUACCUACCUCCUUUUGUUUUGUUUUUGUUUUGUUUUGUUCAACUUCAAUCGGUGUUGCUAUUUUGCUAUUGCUGCUGUUGUCUGUUGUUGUUUAAUUCCGAAAAAAAAACUUAUUUAUUAAUAUUAUUAUUACUGAUGUUGUUGUUGGUGUUGUUGUUGUUGUUGCUGUUGUAACAACAACAACACGUCCGGAUGAAAGAUGCUGUCAAAUAGUGUUAAGGCAUUGAUUUCAUUCGCGGAUGAGGAGAACCGCCGAGAACGUCGCUGUGUCGUCGUGCUUGUGAACGGAUAAAACAAUUGUAUUUUUUUUUUGUUUUAAAUUCACAAAACAGAAGAAGUUAAAACUGUUGUUUUGUUCAUUCAAACGGAAAUUUUUGAAAAAAUAAAAAAUAAUAUACCCUCAUAAUAGUGCUUAAACGACUAUUAAAUUUUAUUUUUCAUUCACUAGUGCGUCGUUUACUUUCGUUUAUUCAUUGUCUAUUUUUUUAUAAUUAUUUAAUUGAUUGCAAACAUAAACAAAAUUUAAUAAAAAAAGUACUUUGAAAAUUGAAAUUUUGAUUAUUUUUUCAUUUUGACAGAAAAACUUGUGAAUAAAAAGUGUUGAAAUGGUGAAGACGUAAGGUGUUAAGAAAGUUGUUAUCAAUAUUGCCAAAAAGUUUAUUUCAAAAAUUUAAGCAAGAAAUAUAUUCCACAAAACGUCGUCGAUAAGCAGAAAAAAAAUCAAUUUGUAAUCAAAAUUUAUUGGGCGGUGAUCCUUUGGAAAUAUUAUAAAAUUUAAAAUAAAAUUCGUGUGUUUGUUCUUCAUUUUUGUUAUUUUUUUUGUUCGCAUCCCAGAAAGUUAUGGAAAAAUGCUGAACAUAAAUAAUGUGAAUAUAAAAGUUUGCGAAAAUGAUAACGAUGGAAUAUCCUCAUCAACAAUAAACCAUAAUAUUUGUAUAAAGUUUCAACGUUCAAUAUUAAUAAAGGUCUGGUGCUGAUAUCUCUGUUAUUUUUGUCUAUAAUAAAAUAAUUGAAGCUCCAAAUCUAAUAAAUAUAAUAAUACAAAACAAACAACGCAAUAUUAAACAAAUUAAAUGUGACUAUCAUGUGCCAUUUUCGUAGUCGGAAUAAUAACUUAACUAGUCAGACCAGUGCAUUUAAUUGAAAAAUAAUAUAUUUCAUAAAAAAUAAAAAUAAUAAAUAUAUAAAUAAAUUAGAAACUUUGAGUGAAUUAAAUAAGAAAUUGAAUUUAUAAAUCGUGUACAAAGAAAAAGUGAAGUAAAGGAAUACAAAAUCAAGUGACAAAAGCCCAGUGUUUCUAAAGUGUUUCUUAUAAGAAAACUUAAGAAGAAGAAAAAAUAAAAACAAAUCCUUUUCAAGGAGAAAUAUUCAAUUUUUAUGUUGUAUCUUGUGGAAACAGGCUUGGAUUUAAGGUAAAUCUUAAUGGAAAAAAUUCUGCAGCAUGUCAUCAAAAAGAAAAUCACCCCCGAAUAAAUUUGAGGGCGGUGGUGGAGGGGAGAGUGGUGCUGCAACAGUUUCGUCACCGUUUGCAAAUGAAUUUGUUGGGCAACACCAACACCAGUUGCAUCAGAAACAGGAACACCUAAGACACAUUUUCGAUACCUUUAGCAAUAGAGCAGAUACCCAAUCUAGUAACAUCUUACCGUACAUUCAUCAUUUGAAUCAGCAGCAAAAUUCUUUGCAAGCUGCAGUUGCUGUUGCAGUAGCUGCUCAACAACAACAACAAAAACAGGGAAGUUUUAAGGCUGAGUAUAGUGAGGUGACCGCUAUGAGAAAUAGCUAUUCCCCAAGUCAACACCACCACAACCAACAACAUACUUGGGAGCAUAACACAAGAGAAAACUAUCUACCAAAAAUCAGCAGCAUCGUCAUGGGUGACAGUUAUGUCAGUGACAAUCAUGAAUUUAAAUCUUCGCCCCCAAUCAGACACUUAGAACAAAGUGAAGCAGUAUAUUCACCGGAUUAUCUGAUGAAGUCUGCUAGAUUAGAAAGGCUGGAAAGUUACACUUCUACAGAGAGUGUUGGAAAAAUUGAACACAGUGAUUCAACAAACGACUGUGAUGGCUUAUUGAUAGAUAAUGUAAAGACCCCAAAUAGUUGUACCAGCGUUAGCGAAUGGGGUAACAAAGACUGUCAACUACCGACCGAUGAAGAUGAAGAUGUUGAAGAUGAUUUGGCUUGCGUCGAAGAAGAGAACAAUGUUGGAGGUGGUGUUGAAGAUGCAAAUCUAGGUAAUAAUUAUGACUGUGAUGAGAGUGAUCCGGGUUUGUGUAUGGAUGAGAAUGAAGAUAAUGCUGCUGCGCCCAUAGCCACUAAUUUUGCUGAGAAAUUUAAAACGGAAGUCGAAAUUGGUGGAGAAGUCACUGAAACAGUUGGCUUGACUAGGGAUAUUUCAGUUUUAGAAAGUGAGUUCAACCCUGAACCUGAUGACUGCUCAUCGUCACCGCCAAAAAAACGCUCAAAAAGCAAUACAAAUUUAGAAAGCAAUUUUACAACAAAUGCAAAUAAUAACAAUAAUAAUAAUAGCAAAAGCAAAAACAACAAUACUUGUUAUAGAAACAAUAAUAAUAACAAUAUUAAUGUAGACAAAAAUAGUAGCAAAUUUUAUUUAACAAAUAAUGAAAAUGGUGAAAACUUAAAUGAAGCAAUACAACAACAACAACAACAACUAUUCCAUCAACUUUAUCAGCAGCCAUCAAUGACGACGAUAUCAGCAUCAUCUUCUAUUGAUGAAGCAACAAAUUGUAUUCUAAAAAGAAAUUCAACAACAGCAUCAUCAACAACAACAACAACAUUAUCAUCAACAUCAACAACAAUUAAUGCAACAUCAGUAACGAAAUGGCAGCAGCAGCAGCAUGAAACGAAAACAACAAGAACAAUAAUAGCAACAUCACCGGCGAUGGAAACGGAAAGCCAACUAGAAAUUGAUACAAGAGAAAUUCAAGAAGAACAGCAGAAAAAUAAAAAUAACACCAACAGUGAUUUUAAAAAUGAAACAAGUAACAGUGAUUAUUCCUUAAAAAGCAAUCGUUUAAGUCAUAGUGGUAAUGGUAGUGUUAGUGGAAAUAAUAAUAGUAGUAGUAGUGGUAAUAGUAAAAUUAAACAACAAGAACUUUCCUUACUUCAACAUUUUUGCAAUAGUAGUUUUAUAAAUACGAAACAAGAAGAAGAGGAAAAACAACAACAAGAAGAAGAACACAAACAAGAACAACAACAAGAUCAACAACAAGAACAACACAAACAACAACCGGAACAACAACAACAACCGGAACAACAACAAUCGGAACAACAACACCAACAUCAAGAACAACAAUUUCACCAACAACAACAAAACCAACAACGACAACACCAUCAACAACAGCAUCAACAACACGAUCAACAACACCAUCAACAACACCUUCAAAAACAACAGCAACAACAACAAACACAACAUCAGCAAGAAGUUAACCAAAACCCGUAUGAACAACAGCAACAGCAGCAACAACAACAACAGCAACAUCAAGAACAACAACAACAAUGCCACCAGCAGCAACAAAAUAACAGUGACUCUAAUAAUUGUAAUAACCUAGAAAAUAAUAGGUACACCAAUAAUUAUUACAACACCAAUAGCAGUAAUAAUAACAACAAUAAUGUCAUAAGUAGCUGUAAUUCGUCAAAACGAACUAUGGACGAUGUUGUUAAGCGUUUGACACAUAAAAUGCAAAGUAAUUCAUUGGAUAUGCGGCAAAGUGGCAGCAGUUCACCAUCAUCAGCAAAUCUAAGUGAAAACAUGUCACCAUCGCCAAAUUCACUUUUAAAAAAUUUGGAUUACAACGUUGGACUUAGCGGAACCGGAUCUAUACAUGAUAAGGAACGCAAACUUACAGAGAUGAUUCGUCAGUUGCAAAUAAUACGUGAACGUUUACUUACGCAGACAAAUCCUGAGAUCUCGGACUAUGAAAAUCUACAACAGGAACACUUAAUGCGCAUUCAUAAUGAUUCUCGCCUUCAUGAGCUGCAAUCUCAGUUGAAUGCACAAUUUUCAGUGAAACAACCUGCAUCGGCACUGGUUCCGUUUCUGCCAGCUUUUUUGAGACCACCUUUGCCAGUACAACCACUAUGGGAUACAGCGACUGCUAAUUUAGCACAUUUGCAAGCUGCUCUUGUUGAAGCUGCAGCUGCUUCAUCAUCAUCAUCAGGCAACGGUUCGUUAAAUACAGAGUCACCACCAUUGCAACUUGGUCAAAAUAAUUCACCGUCGCCGUCGCAGAGUUCUUUACAAAAACAUUCUUCAGUCGAUCCAGAUACACCCCUUAACCUUACAAAGCCAAAAUCAUCUCCAAUACAUUCUUCUUUCUCACAACACAACCAACAACAGCAUCAGAAUCACCAGCAGUUGCAACAUCACCAACAGCAGCAACAAGCUAAUGUGUCACCCAGUAUCAAUGACACAUCCCAUGGUCUUCUUACCAACCCUCAUGGAAUGAACGCUCCGAGCCAAGGCUCCAGUCAAACUAAGAAUAAUCUUCAUAUGAAUAAUUCCAUGCGUGGCAUGUCGCGUUCUUUUCUGCCCUCGCAUUACAGCCAGGUGAACGGCAGUGGAUCGAUUUGCACAGCCGGACCAUCGCCAUCGCAAAGUUCGGCUAGUGAUUGCGGGCCAUUAGUGGUAGAAGAUGCGCCAGAUUUCUUAUCUGCUUGUCGAAUGUGGACUUCACCUCCAGAAUCGAAUGUUGGGCCGCCCCAACAUCACCAACAUCACUGUGGCAAACCCACAACUUCCGGCAACGACGAAGAAAAAGUCAGGCUUGUGAGGUCAUCAAGGGCAAGUCGGGACAGCUUGAAUGGCAGCAGUGCAAGCAAUGCUCCUGGCUCUAACAAUCCCAGUGCAAAUGCUUUGAACACAUCAUCAGCUCUAAGUGGCAUGGAACGUGAACGAGAGUCCAGUAAGCCGCACAUUAAACGUCCCAUGAACGCCUUCAUGGUCUGGGCGAAGGAUGAACGUCGCAAGAUAUUGAAAGCAUGUCCUGAUAUGCAUAACUCAAAUAUUUCAAAAAUUCUCGGUGCACGAUGGAAGGCAAUGUCAAACUCUGAUAAGCAACCCUACUACGAGGAGCAAUCGAGACUUUCUAAACUGCAUAUGGAACAACACCCCGACUACAGAUACCGGCCACGACCGAAACGAACCUGCAUAGUCGACGGCAAAAAAAUGCGAAUAUCCGAGUACAAAAUGCUCAUGAGAACGCGAAGAGCUGAGAUGCGGCAGCUGUGGUGUCGUGAUGGCUCUGAAAAUGUCGGUUAUCUGCAAGAUAUGAAGGCAGCCGCAGCCGCUGCCGCCGCCGCUGCUGCUGCAGCAGCAGGAAAUGGUGCACAGGCCGUUAAUGAUAAUCGGCCAGGUCCUGGUGUCGGUGGGGUUUGUGCAACACCUAGUGGCAGCAGCGGAAUGGGGCCAUCCGUGACACCCCCUGCAUCGGUAUUGGCAACAGCAAAUGGCCUACUGAUGAGCGCUGCUCCGUCGGGAUGCGGGGCUAGCAGUGGUGGCGGACAUAGCUUCUAUUACCCACAAGACAGUUUAUCGCCAUCUGGCUUCUCAUCCGAAGGCAAUGCGACGAGUUUUGAUUCGCGUGAAGACGACUGAAGGGAGCUUCUGCGGUGGCCAACAAUACAUCCGCCGCAUCCGGGUAUGGGAUUUUGGUAGACGAAAAAUCCACUGGCUACUCCAACAAUCCCCCGAUUCUCAUUCCCCACCACCAUCACACCCACUCACCUACCAGUCGAAGGUGUGUUGCCUGUAAAAUAAGCAGUCAUAUGCAAAUAUAAAAGAAGGUCCUUUAAAUCUCGCAGUAAGCAAUAUACACAAAAAUACGCACACAUCACACCACACCACACAGUCAAAUCCAGUCAGAAACAUAGCUAGCAUAAAGGAAUGCAGACCCACACAGUCAUACAUAGCAAUACGAUAACACACACAUAGUUGUAAAUAUAAACAAACAAAAGCAGAAUUUACUUAUUACUACUAAUUAUUUUUUAAGUAAAUUUAGAUAUAGAAUUAAAUAUAGAGAUCGCUAAUAAGAUUUGUUUUUUUUUUUCAUUAUUUUAACUGAAAUAAGUGCCAUUUUUUGCAAUACCAAUUUUUUAAUUGCUAUGUCCUUAUACAUUCUAAUACAAAAAUAACCUACAAUUUAUUAUAUAAUUAAAAAUAAACAAAAUAAAAAAAACUACUCUCUAAUAAACUCUUUAAGAGAAGUUGAAGUAUAGUAAUUAUUAAUAAGACCACAUCUUAUUUUUAUGAGAGCGUGGAAAAUUUGUGCCAUUUUAUAUGUUCGUUUUGGUUUUAUUAGAUUUGUUCGUGUAUAAUUGUUAUUAUUUAUUAUAUAUAUAAAUAUAUAUAAAUACAUUUAUAUUUAUAAAUAUUUGUGUUCUCUAUAAGUUGCAAGGUUUUCAUUCAUCAGUCUGUGCAAAGUAAACGUUAAUCAAACCAACAUAGCCAUAUUUUAGUUAGUUUUUUUUAUAUAUAUUAUUUCAUUUUAAUUUUCAAUAUUAAUUAGUUAUAUUUAAUUGUAGAAAAUAAUUAAAAUCCGUUUGAAAAAAUAAAUAAAUUAUAAGCUACAUAUAAUUCGUUGUUCUUCCAAGAGCCAUACGUUUUUUUUAUUGUUAAUUUAUUAUUUUCUUUGGUCACAAAAUUUUGAAAAAUGUUUAAAAUUACACAUGCCCCUUAUAAUCAAAUGUUUGCUUGAGAAGAAAAAUUAAAAAUAUUCCUUCUUUCGGAGAAACGAAAAAAUCCUAACUUAAAAGUACUUUAAAACGUAAAGAACACAACAUUUUUCGAUUUCAAUCACUUAAGUUUAUAAUAAAAAAAUAUAAUACAAAUUGGAACAAUAAACAAGAACGGAAUUAAAAUAAUAAAUAAAUUAUGGUAUACAUAUAUAUUUUUGUGUUACAAAUACAUAUUUUGCGUAACUGUAUGUUUAUGUUUUUAUUUUCUUUAUGUUUUAAAGGGUGUUGUUUUUGUGCAGGAUCUUAACUUUGAAUAAAGGUUAAGGGAUCAAUUCUAAGAAUUAAAAGAUCUCAAAGUUAUUCAACGACGACUUAAAUAAUCAAG
Eupeodes corollae is the source of this 7580-nucleotide messenger RNA. RefSeq names its product myb-like protein AA (gene Sox102F). Gene Ontology annotation, molecular function: RNA polymerase II cis-regulatory region sequence-specific DNA binding; DNA-binding transcription factor activity, RNA polymerase II-specific. Gene Ontology annotation, cellular component: nucleus. The record is from RefSeq and is a predicted model, not a curated record. The transcript is spliced from 7 exons. Lineage: Eukaryota; Metazoa; Arthropoda; Insecta; Diptera; Syrphidae. Gene Ontology annotation, biological process: regulation of transcription by RNA polymerase II; cell fate commitment. The coding region runs from base 1944 to 6116 and encodes 1390 amino acids.